This is a messenger RNA of Oryza sativa Japonica Group (Japanese rice), 3254 nucleotides long. RefSeq names its product receptor-like protein 2. Lineage: Eukaryota; Viridiplantae; Streptophyta; Magnoliopsida; Poales; Poaceae. Gene Ontology annotation, cellular component: membrane. Gene Ontology annotation, molecular function: protein binding. The record is from RefSeq and is a predicted model, not a curated record.
GUGUUGACCACAGCCUAAUCCUCCUCGGAUGUCUCCUCCUCGAGCGGAUUAGGGUAUGGUGGCGCCGUGCGCGGCCUCGCCGACGAGGGAAAAGGUCUCCAGUGACCUCCCGUGCGGCAUGACCGGCGAGCGCGGCGACCUCCUCGCCCGCCUCGCCGGCGGGCGCGGUGUCCUCUUCGACGGCGUGACCGCGCGAGUAGUAGCGCGGCAGCAUCUCCCGGCGCGGCGUGAACGGUUAGCCGCUUCUCCAUCUGAACUUGGGCAAGAUCCACAAAUCAGCCGCGCUGUUCUUUGGCCUUGCUGUUGUUGUUCUGCUCUCCUUUACCUCUCCGACCAGCUCCUGCACGGAGCAGGAGGAGAGCUCCCUCAUCGGCUUCCUAGAUGGUCUCUUGCAAGGUGGCAAUGGCAGCCUCUGCAUGUCAUGGGUGAAGAGGACAGACUGCUGUAAAUGGGAAGGCAUCACCUGCAGCAGUGAUGGCACAGUCACAGAUGUCUUGCUGGCUGCUAAGGGCCUCCAAGGGCACAUCUCGCCAUUGCUCGGCAAUCUUACUGGGCUGUUGCACCUCAACCUGUCUCACAACUUACUCAAUGGCAACCUACCGAUGGAAUUGUUGUUCUCCAGAAGCAUCAUCGUCCUUGACGUUAGCUUCAACCGCCUAGAUGGUUCUCUGCCAGAGUUGCAGUCCUCUAGUGGUGGUUUUCCUCUCCAGGUACUGAAUAUCUCAAGCAAUUUAUUUACAGGGCAGUUCUCAUCCAAACUGUGGGAGGCGAUGAAGAAUAUUGUUGCUCUUAAUGCAAGCAACAACAGCUUUACAGGACAGAUACCAUCUUCUAUCUGCAUCAACUCCCCAUCACUUGCUAUCCUUGACCUUUCUUACAACCAAUUCAGUGGCAGUAUUCCUCCGGAGCUUGGAAAUUGCUCCAAGCUGAGAGAGUUCAAGGCUGGCUACAACAAUUUUAAUGGAGCUCUCCCUGAAGAACUCUUCAGUGCUACCUCGUUGGAGCACUUGUCUCUUCCUAGCAAUGAUUUACAGGGAGUUCUUGAUGGUUCUGACAUAUUAAAACUCGUCAAGCUGACUGUCCUUGAUCUCGGAUCGACUGGGCUCAGUGGGAACAUCCCGGAUUCUAUUGGCCAACUAAGCACAUUGGAGGAGCUCCGGCUGGACAACAACAACAUGUCUGGUGAGCUGCCAUCGGCCGUAGGUAACUGCACAAAUCUGAGGUACCUCAGCCUCAGAAACAACAAAUUUGUGGGAGAUCUUAGCAAAGUCAAUUUUACCCGGUUGAAUUUGAGAAUCGCAGAUUUCUCAAUUAAUAACUUCACUGGUACAGUUCCAGAAAGCAUAUACUCAUGCAGCAAUCUAAUUGCGUUGCGGCUGGCUUUCAACAAGUUUCAUGGCCAGCUCUCACCAAGAAUGGGCAAUCUGAAGUCCAUGUCCUUCUUUUCAAUAGCCGAUAACCAUCUCACAAAUAUCACAAAUGCACUUCAGAUACUCAAGAGCUGCAAAAACCUUACCGCCGUUCUUAUUGGAACCAACUUCAAGGGUGAAACCAUAUCAAAAAGUGAAACAAUUGAUGGUUUUGAGAAUCUUCGGGUACUGACUAUAGAUUCCUGUGGAUUGGUUGGACAAAUUCCCACUUGGAUAUCAAAGCUCAAAAAACUGGAGGUGUUGGAUUUAUCAAACAAUAUGCUCUCUGGAAAAAUACCAUUUUGGAUUAGUGAUCUGCCUGUUCUUUUCUAUUUAGAUAUAACAAACAACAGUCUUACAGGGGAUAUCCCAACUGCGUUGAUGAACACGCCGAUGCUACAAUUAGGAAAGAAUGCUGCCCAGUUGGACCCAAAUUUCCUUGAAUUGCCUGUUUAUUGGACACGAUCACGUCAAUACCGCUUGCUCAACGCUUUUCCUAAUGCGUUGAAUCUAGGUAACAAUGGUUUCACAGGAGUGAUUCCCCCAGAGAUUGGUCGGUUGAAAAUGCUCGACGGCUUCAAUAUCAGCUUUAACAGGUUAUCUGGAGAAAUACCACAGCAGAUAUGCAAUCUCACAAACCUGCAAUUGCUAGAUUUAUCAAGCAAUCAGCUCACAGGUGAACUACCGUCUGCACUGACUGAUAUGCACUUCCUUUCUAAAUUCAAUGUUUCUAACAAUGAACUAGAAGGGCCAGUUCCAACUGGAGGACAGUUUGAUACAUUUCUUAAUUCUAGCUAUAGUGGGAAUUCGAAGCUAUGUGGUGCUGUACUCAGUAACCUUUGCAGUCCCACUACAAGAAAAGAAAACUUCACCUCACAGCGGCGCAACUUACGGUGUGCAUUAGUCACUGGAAUCACCUUGGGAGCACUCGUCGCUCUUGCUUUGCUUGCAUGCUUCUUGAUUGGGCGGUUGGUAUAUGAUGAUCACACCGAAAGCCUAACUCACCUUCAAAUGCGGUACCGAAGAUAGAUGCUUAACAGACUCAGUUUUUUUUUAAAUUUUUUUUAUUUGAUUCUGAUGCCAGCAUUUAUGGUUUAAUCACUUUUAAACUUCUUUGUAUGGCUGCUCAUAUUGUUUUUUUUUUGUCUCUCGGAUAGCCUGAAAUAGCAUGCUACUAAAUGGUUGUGUGAAUUUACUGAAUCAACUGUAUGAACCAAGUUGUAACCAAUUUCAGGAACCAGAUGAGGAGCUUUUGCUAGGCUUUGCAUUUGGGCCAACUCUGAACAAUGAAGGAAUGGGUGAAAUGAGUAAUGUACAGUGAUGACUAAUUUAGGUGAUGGAAGUUCUGUUUCUCUCUGUCUAGGCCGUAGGCUUGCAAGCUCAGAACAUUGCGUUCAAGGUGAUUUUAAGUUCAAAUCUUCUCGAAUAUGAGAGCCACUGGAGAUUUGAAUCCUUGUUUGCUUGACCUCUUCCGCCGUGGAUUUGUUAAUUGGAAGUUGAGUAGUUGUCCGCCACUCUGCAGACUUUACUUUUGAGUUCACGCGAGUGUCUGAAUCCUUCGGACUUGCGACGCGCUAGCCCACUGCACUGUCGAUGAACAAGUGGUCAGAGUUGCUUGUUUUGUUCCUCUGAUCACAGAAAUGAAAAGAGAAUGAAUAUUAUGGCCUUAUGGCAUGGCAGUGCUUACUGGUGUUGAUCAGCUGGCAUUAGAAGACGAAUCACAAGCUACAGUUCAAAAUAUGUGCUGUGCACAGCAAGCAAAACUUUUCUGUGAGCCAUAUACAUCGUGUAAAAGAUUAUCUACUACUACUACCACUAUACCUGUGAACUUGAAAUUCAGAGAAA